Molecule: messenger RNA, 1020 nt
Organism: Orycteropus afer afer
Lineage: Eukaryota; Metazoa; Chordata; Mammalia; Tubulidentata; Orycteropodidae
Gene: DNAJC22
Product: DnaJ heat shock protein family (Hsp40) member C22
Exons: 2
Coding region: 1-1020 (339 amino acids)
Biological process (GO): endocytosis
Cellular component (GO): early endosome; plasma membrane
Source: RefSeq, a predicted model, not a curated record
AUGGCCAAGGGACUCCUGGUGACCUAUGCCCUCUGGGCUGUAGGGGGCCCAGCUGGGCUCCACCACCUGUACCUGGGAAGGGACAGCCAUGCCUUACUCUGGAUGCUCACCCUGGGAGGUGGCGGAGUGGGCUGGCUCUGGGAGUUCUGGAAGCUCCCGAGCUUUGUAGCGCAGGCCAACAGAGCCCAAAGGCAGAGGCAGAACCCGGAAGAGCGGACACCCCCUCUGAGUCCCCUUCGCUUUGCUGCCCAGGUGAUAGUGGGCAUCUACUUUGGCCUCGUGGCUCUGAUUAGCCUUUCUUCCAUGGCCAACUUCUAUCUUGUGGGCCUCCCACUGGCAGUUGGCUUAGGUGUUUUGCUGGUGGCUGCUGUUGGCAACCAGACCUCAGACAUUAAGAACACAUUAGUGGCAGCAUUUCUUACUUCCCCUGUCUUCUACUGCCGCCCCAUAGCCAUCCUGCCCAUCAGCUUGGCUGCCAGCAUUACAGCUCAGAAGCAUCGCCGUUACAAAGCUUCAGUAGGGUCAGAGACCCUUAGUGUACGGCUCUACCGGCUUGGCUUGGCUUAUCUGGCUUUCACAGGCCCACUAGCCUACAGUACCUUCUGCAACACAGCUGCCACUCUCAGCUAUGUGGCAGAGACCCUUGGGUCCUUCUUGAGUUGGUUCAGCUUCUUCCCCCUUCUUGGUCGCCUCAUGGAGUCUUUCCUCCUUCUGCCUUACCGAGUCUGGAGGCUGCUGGUUGGGGAUCCCGGCUUCAGCAGUGGCUCCUUCCAGGAAUGGGAGCAGCUCUAUGAGUUUGUGCACAGUUUUCAGGAUGAGAAGCUGCAGCUGGCUUACCAGGUUUUGGGCCUCUCUGAGGGGGCAUCAAAUGAAGAAAUACAUCGGAGUUACCGGGAGCUAGUGAAGAUCUGGCAUCCUGAUCACAACCGCCACCAGACAGAGGAGGCCCAGAGGCACUUCCUGGAGAUUCAGGCUGCAUAUGAAGCCUUGAGUCAGCCCAGGAAGCCUAGGGAAUCCUGA